UGGGAAAGCUUUGAAAUUAUAAUGCAAAAUCCAGAUAAACAAAAUAAGGAGCAUCAAAUGUAUUUUAUGAACACAGCAAAAUCUGUCCCAGCGUUGCAGUGUUACUCCUGCCAGGAGCCCACCACCUCUUGGAAAUGUACGACCAUCGUUGAUUGCAAGGCGGAGGAAACCAUGUGCAAGACAACAAUGUACUCCCUCGAGGAUGUUUAUCCAUUCCUGGGCGAUUCAACCGUCACACGGUCUUGUUCCGCAAAAUGCAUCCCAUCGGACGUGGAUGGGAUUGGCACAACACGCCCAGUUGCUUGUUGCAACAUAGACCUCUGCAACUUUGAUGGUGCAGCCAGUAUCCAAAUGAGUUCCCUUCUGGUGGUAGUCUCCAUUGCCUCCUCCUUCAUCCUGCUCAGGUCCCAACUCUGAGGAAGAAGACCGAAGCUACAGAUAUUGAAGAACCUACCUGAUCAAAUCUAAUUUCGUCAAGUUUUUUCAGCUAGUUUGCACAUGGCUUUCCCUACAGUUUUGAUCCUGUUUUGAUCGUCAAGGAUGAAAUACAAUUGGACCUCCACAUUUGCGACUUCGAGGGCUUUGAUUAUUUGCGGAUUUGAUUAAUAUGUUAUUUCCAGGAAUUUCUAGGUCCUCCAGUGCGACUCUGUCAGAGGUUGACCAUAUAGUUGCAUUGGAAGACCUAAAGAAUCCUAAAUAAAAUAUUACUUCAAGCAUUUAUAGGUCCUCCAGCAUGAUUCUAUGGUUAAUUUGUGGCAGAUGUUGGCCAUAAAGUUGUGCUGGAGAACAGAGAGAUUCUUAGAAAAUUGUUCUCCCAGGUUUUUUAAAAUUUGAGGAUUUUUCACUUUCGGAGGAGUCUUGUGCCCCUAACUCCUUUGAAUGUGGAGGGCCCACUGUAAACCAGGGCAAGGCUAGGCCCUCUCAUGAAGUAGAGCAAGGUGGCUGUCUCAGGCAGCAGAUUCGAGAUGGAAUAAAAGGGCAGCAAACUAUUUGUGGUUUACUGAAUUUUAUUUUUUUGCUGGGAAGAAGUAUUUGCAGGUUUCUGUGUUUUGGCUGCCAAAAUACUUGGGCUGGCUUUAGAUACUGGGCAUCUUUAUUUGGGUGGGUAAGGCAGAACCAAUUGUUGCUUUGCCUCAGGUGGAAAGAUGUCAUGGGUCUGUCUUGUCUGAAGCAGAGCCAAAGUUACUUGCUCUAAACAGGGGCAAUCCUGUCCAUUCAGUUCUGCAAAAAUAAAAAAGGAAU
This is a messenger RNA of Sceloporus undulatus (fence lizard), 1242 nucleotides long. Its product is annotated as ly6/PLAUR domain-containing protein 2-like. Gene Ontology annotation, molecular function: acetylcholine receptor inhibitor activity. Lineage: Eukaryota; Metazoa; Chordata; Lepidosauria; Squamata; Phrynosomatidae. The transcript has 3 exons. The record is from RefSeq and is a predicted model, not a curated record. The coding region runs from base 22 to 417 and encodes 131 amino acids.